UCGUCGAGGAUCGAAGUACGAGUGGAUUUUGGGUGCAAUUGAGUAGCUGAACGUUUCAGGAUACGUUUACGAUGUGACGGACGUUUUAGUGAUUGAUUUGUGGUCCAACAAAAGGAAAAAAAAACAAUCUAGUGACAUUCAUUCUUUGGAUGCUUUUCAACAGUACCCUUAUGUUGGAAAGAUAUGUAAAAUGAGUGAGAAGCGCCAGUUUACACGAUACUCGGUGGUGACGAUCGUGUUUCUUCAAUUAGUGAUAAGUCAAUCAGUCAACAGUGCCAAAGUGGACAAGGUAGUAGUAGUGAUGCCCAAAGGGCCACGGACACUACAGAUGCUAGGAUCUAUAAGCCCCCAGUUGUUACAUACGAUCAGUGACGUUCUGAAGCCUGUACCAUCCAAUGUUAUUCAGAUACCGGUUCCUUACUAUCCGGAUGCGAUAAAAUCGUUGAAAGGCAAAAGGCAUAAACAUGGAACUUCGAAAGCGCUUCACCAUGCAUAUUUCAAUAAUCCGUUUUCCCAAUCAGUUUCGUUCAGUUUAGAUUUGAAAAACACACAGCCAGGUCCGUAUGACACUCCAUUCACCCCGGUAUUGAAACCAAGUCCGGUUAAUCCGAUACGGGUGGAAAAUCCACCAGACCUACAAUUCACACCGAUAAACCUGCUUCCGUUGGAGCCACCUUCGUUCGAUACGAUUCGGAACUAUGUGCAGAAGCUCAAAGUCAAGCAAAAAGCUUUCUUCGACAGCCAGGGCUAUGACUUCGGUCUGUCUGUAGUACCGCCAGUGAAGCAUUAUGACUAUCCGAAGAAAAAAAGGUACAAGCACAAAUACAGUAAACCUAGCUAUGAAUACCUUUUCUCGUCGCACCCGAACGAACUGACCCAUAUUGGUCAGGCCAACCUGAGUCCGGCAGAAGAAACCGUAAAUGUGUACUUCACCGAAUCCAAUGCAGGUCAAUCCAGUCAUUCCAAUAAUGCCGAAGGACAUGAGUUCGUCAUUCCACCGGACGCUGACUUCAAUCCGGCACUUCCGCUCGGCGGUAUCGUUGAUCCGGAAGACGCACACUUCGAACAAAAGGGUGAAGAUUUAGUGUUGAAAACAAAGCAUCCCCAUGCGGCGGUCGUUACUCCGGAAGAGUUGGAGUAUUUCACCCAUCACACACAGAAAGAACAUGGUUUCGCUUCGAAGCAGACCAAAAACGAAUUCGGCAGUAGCAAUUUGAAUUCCGUGCAUCAUCGCGAUAAGCGCUAUAAAAACGAUAGGUUAGGUCGAUCCGACGGCAGUUUUAAUGUUGACGCGGAUUUUUACGAUUCCGAUGAGUUGAAAAAAGCUCUAAGUGAUGAUGAUUUCUAUGACGUGGAUGAGGUAAAGGCACACCAGAGUUUUGAACCGAAAAAAACAUACUCCCAAGUUCGGCAUCAAGUGACGACAAGAAAAGGCAGUCAACCUUCGGAUGAUUCUCCUCGAAUAAGGGAAAAAAUAACCAUUUCCAAAACUAACAUUGUCUACUCGGAACAAGGACAGGAGAGUAAUAAAUUCGAUCAUAAAGAAGAAGGAUCCUCGGGACAGUUCCACUCAAAAGCAAAAAAACCGAAGAAGUAUAGGAGAAAACGAGAGGUUUCGAAUGAACCAGUGCCAGAAGAAACGGAUGAAGCAUCCGUUUCCGAAGAACACGAAUCUGACGAGUUGUACGAAGAAUUUAACAGUAAGGAAAAUGAAGUAGACUAUGAGCUGGAACCGAUGGACUCGACAACGCAGAACGACACUGAAACUCUUCUGCUUCCGUACGCACAGGCCUUGGUUUUCCAGAAUGAUACGGACACGAUUUGGUUGCCUCUGCCAGAGGCACUAGUUGAUCCACGAGAGUUGCAAGGACAGGAGCUGCUCAACUUCCUAGACGAAGCAAUCAGAAACUCAACGAAAUAUCUACCAAAGGAAAAGAAAAAGAAACGCAUCAAGAUAAGUCCUGAUAUAAAAAGAUUGCAGGGCCAAGAAUUAAUACAGUUUCUAGACGAUGCGAUCAAGGUUUCGAAUCAAUAUUUGGUGGGUGACUCCAUCGUCUCCGGUUCUGGGGAUGCGAUUGAACUGGUCAAUCCUCCGCAGUUCAACAGUAGUGAGGGAGUUCCAGGGAAUGCAACUGUGACCAAUCAAGAACAACAACAACGAAAUCAUCAAGGGAUUCAGUUCAAGGAGGAUGCUGCUCGCGCAGAACAGAUCCAUGGGGACGUUCGUCAAUACACCAGAAACCAUCGACUUGACGACGUACCACACAAUUUCGAAGCGGUAAAUUUCGUAAGACCGCUCAAUACGUUGUUGCAUCUUCAGAAGGAUGCACAAUCAAAUGAUUACGAGAUUGAAUUUGAGCAGGAUACGGAACCAGAUCCCAAAGAACUACACGGCGAAGAGUUACUGCGAUAUAUGGAUAAGAUAAUUGCUGGAACGUCUGUCCAUAUUCCUAAGCGAUUUGAACACCGAAACUUCACAUCUCCCUAUUUGGAUAGAGCUUUCCAUUACAUGGACAUUGAUACGGCGUUGAAAUAUGCGGAUAAUGUUUCUGAUCAUAUAUCGGAUUAUCUGACUGCUAGAGAGCUUGACAAACAGAAGAAGGAUCAGGAUCAAGAACCAUUACUAUUAAGUGAGAGUGGGUUCGUGCCUGUUAGAAGCCCACAUGCCGUUGAAUCCAACACUAAAUACUCAUCAUCUAAGCAUCCAGCUUUUGUCGGAGUACCAUUAGAUGCGUACAAGAAUUCUCAUCAAAAACAGUCUAACCCUGCAGUGGUUGUAUAUAAUGAUGUUAUUAGGCAUAUUAAAAAUCAUUUAUCCAGUAGUGAGAAAUCCAAGUCAAAAGAUCGGCACAUGUUGAUGAUCGCAGUUCCUCGUAGUUUACGCGAAAACCACAGUGAAGAGUCUCAGCGAAGGAUAGAUUUUGGGUAUGAUAAUUUCCCGAGAGCGAAAGUGUUUUCCCUUCCCAUAUUUGACAUUACCAAGUUCUAUCCAUCCGCCAAUCUAGCGACAUAUCAUAAUGAAGACGAUCAAACCGAUUUGGAAUUUGAUCCAUCGAAACAAGUGAAAGACAUCAUAGAAAAAGAGGCAGAACGAUUGGUCGAAAGUUCUAACCAAUCAACGGGAACCAAGCAAAGUCAAAUCUCAAAAACUGGCAUAACAGAGCACGAGAGGGAUGAUAUUUCCGACGCAUUCGGAGGUGUUCCCUAUAAAAAACCCCACGUCAAUCAAAACAUACCCAUUAAGCCGUACGCGGUGAAGGAGAAAUUUCGCGAUUCUCCACAGCCAACCUUUAAGAAACCUGGUCCACCGUACGCCGCACUACCGGUUCCGCCUAGCAACACCAAAACGAAGGUGGCAGCGCUGAACACGGUACCGAAAAAACGAACGGUCAACCACCCUCCACCACCGCAUCUGACACUGAAGCGAAAAAGGCAUCCCCAGCACUACCGGAAAAGCGUGAAGCGAGUGCCUUUGAGGCGGAAAACAGUGCGCAUCAUCAAACGCCACUGAUGGCGUUUUGCUUCGUCGCGUACACUACGGUGAGCUAUUCUGUGCACCGAAUAUCGGAAACUAUAGUGUUAAGAGGCUGCUCCAGAGAUGAGCUUUUUUCGAGGUUUGAUUAGUGAGAUCCGUGGAACUUGUUCCCUAAUGAGCAGGUCGUUUCCAUGUGAGCUAUUUAAUGAGUUUGUCCGAACAUCGCAUACUUGGGAAGACUCCUUAACCCCGUUACCUACUGAAUAGCCAAAACAAAAUACUCCUGAUGCUAGGUAACAAACAAACAAACAAACAAACAAAAUUAGGUAAAGAGAUGUAAGCUGUGUUAUUUAUUUUUCCCAAAAGACUUCAGUCAGUUACAAAACGAGUAGCCCAAAAUACGGAAGAAACCAGUGAAUGAAGCGAGUAUUAUUA
This is a messenger RNA of Malaya genurostris, 3910 nucleotides long. RefSeq lists its product as uncharacterized. Lineage: Eukaryota; Metazoa; Arthropoda; Insecta; Diptera; Culicidae. The transcript has 2 exons. Bases 191 to 3511 code for a protein of 1106 amino acids. The record is from RefSeq and is a predicted model, not a curated record.